AUGGACUCGGACAUCCCAGAAAACUUCCAGAAAGAACUCACGUGUGCCAUCUGCCUGAAUUACUUUACAGACCCAGUCACUGUGGGCUGUGGGCACAGCUUCUGUUGUUCCUGUCUCUAUGUAUCCUGGGAUAAAGAAGAAAGCCGUCCCUGUUGUCCUGUGUGCAGGGAACCAUCGGAGCAGAACAAUUUCAAAACCAAUGUUAUCCUGAAAAAUCUGGCGUCCAUGGCCAGAAAAGCCAGUUUGCAGCAAUUCCUGAGCUCUGAGGAUAACAGAUGCGGGCUGCACCAGGAGACAAGGCAGAUCUUCUGUGAAGACGACAGGAGCCUGCUCUGUUUGCACUGCUCCAGCUCUCAGGAACACGAGGCCCACAGACACUGCUCCGUGGGAGAGGCUGCUGAGGAACUCAGGGCUUAUCUCUACGGACGCCAAGAUGAAACCAGGGCUUUUUAUGAGGCACUCCAACUGGUUCUACAAGAAGAAGACAAAAAAAAUUUAGAGAGACUUAUUGAGGAAGGGUCAAAGUUGUCUGAGCAACUGAAGAAAUAUCAAGCUGAAAUGAUUGAAAAGAGCAUAAACCUAAGAGCAAUGUAUGAUGAGCUCAUGGGCAUGUGUCUGAAACCAGAUGAAGAGAUGCUCAAGGAACUAGAAGACAAACUAAGAAGGUGA
Molecule: messenger RNA, 669 nt
Organism: Pipistrellus kuhlii (Kuhl's pipistrelle)
Lineage: Eukaryota; Metazoa; Chordata; Mammalia; Chiroptera; Vespertilionidae
Product: tripartite motif-containing protein 43-like
Exons: 3
Coding region: 1-669 (222 amino acids)
Molecular function (GO): zinc ion binding
Source: RefSeq, a predicted model, not a curated record